ACAGAAAUCUGGCAAAAACGUUCCGCCAUUACAACUCGUGUCCGUCGGUGUGCAGUGCUUUUCUAACAUCAUGGCUCGACGAAAAGAAAGUGAUCGAGCUCAGCAAAAUAACGACGACUCGGAUUCUAAUCCGAACGAUGAGUUAGAAGAAGAGCCCGAUUUUGAUGAUCCGGAGGGAUAUGAGGAUGAUAUUUCCGAACAAGAUCUUAUGGGUGACCUCAUCCGACAGCGUCCUAAAGAAACAGACGGAGUAGAAUCAAUCGUCGUUAUUGACGGUGUUCCGCAAGUCGGACCUGAGAGAAUAGAAAAGCUUCAAAACGUCUUAAAAAAACUUUUCCAAAAGUUUGGGAAGAUAACCAAUGAAUAUUAUCCAUUGAAUCCUGAUGGUUCCACUAAGGGCCAUGUUUUCAUAGAGUACUCAAAUGCAAGUGAGGCAUUGGAAGUUCUUAAAGGAACUAAUGGUUACAAGUUCGACAAAAAUCAUACCUUCACAGUGAAUUUACUAACUGACUUUGAGAAAUAUAAUGACAUUCUUGAUAAGUGGGAAAAUCCAGUUCCUCAGCCAUUUAAAGAGCAAGGAUGCCUUCAGUACUACCUUCUUGAUCAGGAUGCUUGUGAUCAAUUCUCAGUUGUGUAUGAGCAAGGAGACAAAGUGGCUGUUUACCUAAACACCCAACCUGAGCCCUCCUUACUAGAAGAAAGACCUAGAUGGACAGAGACAUUGGUACGAUGGUCACCUCUUGGAACAUAUUUAGCCACUUUUCACGCAAAGGGCAUAGCCCUCUGGGGUGGGGAGAAGUUUCAACAAAUUGUUCGGUUUAGCCAUCCUGGAGUGCAGUUCAUAGAUUUUUCACCAUGUGAAAAGUAUUUGGUAUCCUUUAGUCCGCUUGCUGAUUCAAGAGCAACGGACGAACCACAAGCUAUCAUAAUUUGGGACGUGUUGAGCGGACUUAAGCGUCGAGCUUUUAAUGCCGAUAAAUCACAAGCCUUGCCUAUCUUCAAGUGGUCGCAUGAUGACAAGUAUUUCGCUAGAAUGGGAGUUGACAUGCUAUCUGUCUAUGAGACGCCAUCAUUCGGUCUUUUAGACAAAAAAUCGAUCAAAGUUCAAGGAAUUCGUGAUUUUGCCUGGAGCCCAACCGACAACACGAUUGCUUAUUGGGUGGGUGAAGAGAAAGAUACCCCUGCGCGUGUUACUCUUCUGGAGCUGCCAAGUCGCAACGAAGUGCGAGUCAAGAAUCUAUUUAGUGUUGCCGAUUGCAAAAUGUACUGGCAAAAGUCGGGAGACUAUUUAUGCGUUAAGGUUGACCGUUAUGCCAAAUUAAGGAAAGACAAGUCCGACAUCAAAUACAGUGGGAUUUACUACAAUUUGGAGGUUUUUCAUAUGCGAGAAAAGCAAAUUCCGGUCGAUUCCGUAGAGAUCAAGGAAACUAUCCAAGCCUUUGCAUGGGAACCGGUCGGCACAAAGUUUGCCGUCAUACAUGGUGAACCUCCAAGCACUUCUGUCUCUUUUUACGAAGUCAAAACGGGCCAAACGCCUACUAUGGUGAAGAAAUAUGAACGCAAACCAUGCAACCAGUUGUACUGGGCUCCCUCCGGCCAGUUUAUUGUAUUGGCUGGCCUACGUUCAAUGUCUGGCGCAUUGGAAUUCGUUGACACGCAGGACUUUACCGUAAUGAAUACGGGCGAACACUUCAUGGCUACUGAUGUUGAAUGGGAUCCAACUGGUCGGUAUGUCUCAACCGCUGUAUCGUGGUGGGGUCAUAAGGUCGACAAUGCUUAUUGGUUGUGGUCUUUCCAAGGGCGCAUUCUUAAACGCGUAGCCCUAGAUAAAUUUUGUCAGUUGCAAUGGAGGCCUCGACCGCCUUCGUUGCUUUCAGCCCAACAGAUAAAGGACAUCAAAAAAUCCUUGAAGAAAUACAGUGCUCAAUUUGAAGUCAAAGAUCGGCUGAAAAUGACUAAAGCUUCUAAAGAAUUGGUAGAAAAGAGGCGCAAAUUGAUGCAGGAAUACGAAGACUUGCGCAAGCAAAAGCAAGAAGAGUAUGCGGAACAACGUCGCCGACGCAUCGAGUUGCGCAACAACGUGGAUACGGAUGAAACUGAAGGACGUGGAGGAGAAUUGGAAGAGGAGACAGUCGAGUUUUUCAUUAAAGAGGAGACGACAUUCAUUGACGAGUAGUUGUCUUGGGUACAAACGUAUACUAAAAUACCUCAAGAACUGCUACCCCGUCAGUGGAAGGCAGCAUAUCGUGGGGUAUCGUCGGAUACCAUUAUCCGACACAUCCAAGAAAAAAAUGAAGACGACUAUCAUUUUGAGUGUCACCGAUUGGUUAUGGCUAUUUGCGUCUCUCUUUGGUUUCAACUAUCAUGUACCCUUUAGAUUAUCAAAAAUACAUUUUGAUUACCUCGUCGCGAGUAAAGUUGGACGAGAAGUAAUA
This is a messenger RNA of Daphnia magna, 2435 nucleotides long. It is a transcript of the gene eIF3b, whose product is annotated as eukaryotic translation initiation factor 3 subunit B. Gene Ontology annotation, biological process: translational initiation. The transcript has 10 exons. Gene Ontology annotation, cellular component: eukaryotic translation initiation factor 3 complex. Lineage: Eukaryota; Metazoa; Arthropoda; Branchiopoda; Diplostraca; Daphniidae. Gene Ontology annotation, molecular function: translation initiation factor activity; RNA binding; translation initiation factor binding. The record is from RefSeq and is a predicted model, not a curated record. Bases 71 to 2176 code for a protein of 701 amino acids.